Molecule: messenger RNA, 828 nt
Organism: Cricetulus griseus (Chinese hamster)
Lineage: Eukaryota; Metazoa; Chordata; Mammalia; Rodentia; Cricetidae
Source: RefSeq, a predicted model, not a curated record
AUGGAUGUCUCUAGAUCCAAACAAAUACAUAAAGGGAAAAUACGGCGAUUGUUUUCUUGUUUCUCUUGUACCCGAGAUCAAAGGAAACGCAAGCAUAAAUCUCAUGAGCUGGAAAAAAACCUGUGUAGAGAAAAUAAGGCAUUGAGAGAUGAAAACAAGGCUCUGAGAAAAGACAACAAAUUCCUAUGGGGGGAAAACAAAGCCUUAGGAAGAGAAAAUAAAACAUUUCGGAUGGACAACCAAUUCAUCAGGGAAAGGAAUCAUAUCUUAAGGCAACAGAACCAGCUACUCCGGAAGGUGAAGAAGUUGAUUUUAGAGAACCAAAAACUCUCAGCCGAAGAGCUCAAUGCCUCGAACUCAGAAAGAAAGUCUUACUGGCAACAGAAUCGAGCCAUGGAGGCUCAGAUCACAGCUCUCAGGCAGCAAGAGAAAGCCUUCCAGAAUGAGACUAAGGCUCUGCAUGAGGAGAUCAAGUCCCUGCGUGAAGAGACCAAGGCUCUCCAGCACCAGGAGAGGGCUCUCAGAAUGGAAGAAAAAGCCCUCAUGAGGACUGGAGUGGCAGGGGAGCUGCAGGAGGCCUUGACAAAGGAGGGAGCUGCUCUGGAGAAGGAAGAGCAGGCUUUGUGGAAGGAAGAGCAGGCUCUUCGGGAAGAGAACAAGGCACUGAGAGAAGAGCACUGGGCUCUACAAGAUGAGGAAGUCGCCCUUCAGGAAGAGGCAAGGAUCCUGCAAGAGUGGAAUAAUAUUCUUCAGGGGAAGAUCACGAACAACUUCCCGGGGCAAACACACAAAGAUGACCAGGAGAAGAAAUGUGACCUAGGAAUGUAA